AUGAUAUAUCUUCCCCUACUUGUAUUCCGUCACGUCAAACCCACAUUCGCCAUGUCGGAAACCAUGAAGGCGUGGCAGUACGUCUCGCCAGGCGGCACCAUCUCUACCCACAUCGCACUCGCCACCACCUCUAAACCUCUCCCCUCCUCUCUCAAGGGCUCUGACAUCCUCGUCAAAGUAGCCGCCGCAGCUAUCAAUCCCGCCGACUACAAGUUUCCGCAGAUAGGCUUCCUCUCACGCACCAUCCUCUGCUACCCCAUGAAACUCGGCAUGGACGGCUCCGGCACCGUCUCAGCAGUUGGCCCAGACGCUGACGUUGCGAUUGGCGAUCACGUCACCUUCCACAUCGAUCUGCGAGAUUCUACCGCUGGGGCACUGUCGGAAUAUAUCGUGGCUAAAAAGGAAGGCUACGCGCAUAUUAGCAGGACCACGGACCUGAUUCAGGCGGCUAGUCUUGGCACGGCAGCCCUGACGGCGUACCAGACGAUACAGCCAAACGUGGAAAGGGGCGAUAGCGUCUUUAUCAACGGAGGGGCGGGUGGCGUGGGCACGUUUGCCAUCCAGAUGGGCAAGAUCCUGGGGUGCUAUGUCACAACUACGUGCUCAGGGGCAAAAGCAGAGAUACUCAAGGGACUAGGCGCGGACGAGGUGAUUGAUUACAGGACGCAAGAUGUCGUAGAGACGCUCAAGAGUUCGGGGAGGAAGUAUAACCUGGUGCUGGAUCGCCUAAUAGACUAUGGGCAAGAAUGCGGCGAAGGCGCUGUUUUUGCCGAGAUGGUUGGGGGGGGGGCGAGACACAGAGUGCAGACGUAUCUGACGUAUAACUCACGUGAGGAUUUGGCGCAGAUUGCGGCGUGGUUGGACGAAGGGAAGCUGAGGGGGGUGAUUGACAAGGUGUUUGAGUUUGGAGACGUGGUGGAGGCGUUUGAGUACUUGAAGACGGGAAGGACGACGGGAAAGAUUGUUAUUCAUGUACCGUAG
Molecule: messenger RNA, 981 nt
Organism: Penicillium cataractarum
Lineage: Eukaryota; Fungi; Ascomycota; Eurotiomycetes; Eurotiales; Aspergillaceae
Product: NAD(P)-dependent alcohol dehydrogenase
Exons: 3
Coding region: 1-981 (326 amino acids)
Molecular function (GO): oxidoreductase activity
Source: RefSeq, a predicted model, not a curated record